CACAGAUGUACGUACUCUCUUUAUAUUAUUAUUUUUCAUAGACAUGUAAUACAAGCAAAUCCUUACUUCUGUAAAGUAAAUCGAUAAGACUCUCAAACUAAAUAAACUAACUCAGCUUGAUAAUACACAAUCAGACGUUAUCAGAAUUAGUCAGAUCGCACGAUCAUUCCAUGCAUGCUCAUAUUAGCUACCAAACGUUCGUCACUCGGUGUUGUUAGCGUGUGCUCACGGGAGAAAGACUCUAUCUUCUUUGCAUCAUCUUAAAAUUGCUUUUUUGGGGAUAUAUUUCAUCGCGUUGUUGACGCCAUUACUAUCCUCACUUUAAACCGCAACCGCUCAGUAAUUCGUUUUCUUUUUUUCUUACGUAUUCGUUCCUUCAAUUCCUUUUCGCAAAUGGCUAAUGCAUAGCCACAGUAUCAAAGGGCAUUUUUUUACUCGGGUUUUGUUACCAGCGGUUUGGAAAUUAGAAUCAUUAAUCAGAUUACUCAUGCCAUCUUUAGCAUAACAAACGACCGGUUCUCCGAUGUGACCCUCGAACCUAGAGCGUUACGGUGCCUUGCGGUACAGCUCACGUUGCUAAAGCAGCGCACCGUAAAUUGCUACGUUUACUACUCAUAAUCAGUCCGGGUUUCGGAACAAAUAAAGGUCCUGUGCUGUAGCAUCUGAGACACACAGGAUAAAGGCGGACUUGGGCAAAACUUUUUUGUAAUAUACUCAACUAUACUAAAUCUCAUCUGCAUCUGCAUGCAACACACAUAUGUCAUCUCUGGCUCACCCUUGCCCGUCUCAAUUAGGAACUGAUACACGGGGCCAUUUCUGGCAGUUUCUUCACAUGAUGUUCAAGAGCAAAAAACUGACCCCGUGCUUGCUGUCACACGCCGUAGAGUCAUGCUCCAUGAUCAAGGCAAAAUGGCGCACCAAGGUCAAAGGUUAGGCCCACACGGAGCUUGUCGUCAAGCCGCUGGUGUUUGCAGCGACCAGGUUCACAUCCAGUUUUGCGAUGUGUGAUGGUGAUGAUGGCUGCCGAAACGUCCCAUCCCAUCCCACCCCUCCCCGCCGUCCUACCAUUAGGUGGUUCGAGGUUGGGUUCAGCUUAAGCUAAAUAAGUUUAGCACAGGCGGGGAGAUAAGGCGCACGAAAUAAGGUGCAAAGUACUAAUUAUCUAAAUGAAGCUAUAUGCCAAAAGGUGUUCAGUUGGUGUGCGUGUGAGCGUAUGGGUUGAGGCUAGAUUUCGCACUGUAUAAUUACUACCUCGCUCACUUUCCCAGCAAUUCCCUGGUCUUAUAGAGGGCAACCGAUAAGACGGUUGCCGGUCGGUGUAUACACGUCAAUAUUUAAAACCCUGUAUCGUAUAAAAAGCACACACGACACGACGAACCUCCACUGUAAGGUAUGGACAUGUACGCGCGUAUUUAAGAAGCUCGCAAAUAUUUUUGACUAAAAUCAGGCCGCCACUAGUUUCGUCUAGGGAACUCUCGUCCGUUCCACUGCUGUGGUGCCGUGAAAGUGUGUAGUUGUGACCCUCUCUUCAGCGUUCAGCGAUAAGCCGGGAUAGCCCAGUGACGUCAGUGGCAUUCUAUCAACCAUCGUAUCUUCAUCUCAUCUGCAGCGAAUACCCCUGUGUACGCUAGUCAGCGCUGUACGGUAUACGAACUGUAUCGUGCAUACGCAUACAGCUCCACCGCUGUGAGUCGCCUUGGCGCAGUAUAGUCAAGAGAGCUCAUCAACCUGAUCGCAAUCACUCGUUCCCGUUCUCGCGCUCACACUCAGUACCCUCUGUGUCGGUACGUACAAGCUUAGGGUAGUGUGUGUGUGCGUCUACGAGCGUGUGCUAUCUUGCUCUGUCCGGCUAGCUGGAACCGCGGUGCGGUUCGUCAAGUGCCUAACGUUCACGCAGCAAGUGGGUAGAACGAUCGUUUGGGUUCCCUCGGUUCGUUCAUUCCUUCGCUCGCAAUCAUCCGAUACGGUGUGCAGUCAACUCUGAGGACCCAUUUGCGCUUACACGGUGGCAAGCGCAAUUUUAUUCGUUCGUUACGUGUCUUCUAACUCUCUAGUGCAUCUUCGUUCCCAACGUUACGAACAGUGUGUAGUUUUCGCUUUUAGUGUGGUGCGUAAACUGUGUAGUAGCGAUUCCUUUACUGCUUUCAAGCUGCGUAAAAAGAAAUCACAUACUUCGUGCAACAUGUCGUCCAAAGUGCAGGAAAAUGGCAGUGCCACCACCAACACCUCCGCACCAACCAACACGGACACUGCGGUAUCGAACAACAGUGCCCUUCUGCCACACCUCGAAUCGCUCGACCGAAUGCUCAAGCUACCGGUUGUAGAUGCGACCUGGCAGCAAACCCAGAACGUGUACGGCCGCGUGAAAGACUAUAAUCCUCUGUUGACGUGGGCACUAGGAACAGCUGAAGAUGUCGUAUGCCGGGCUGUUACCAUUUCCGCGCCACUCGUACAGAAACUCGAUCGCCCGUUGCAGCUGGUGGACCAGACGUUGGUCAAAGGUAUCGACAAACUGGAGGUGAACGCACCGAUCAUCAAGGAGCAACCGGCCGAAAUUUACCAGCAGGCACGUAGCAAGGUCAUCGAAACGGUGAAACCACACAUCGAGAAGGUGUGCGAGUUGCGUUCCGCAUCCCAGCAGCGUGCCGCAUCCUUGAAGGAUUUGUCGUGGCGCAAAGCGAAUGAAGUGCUGGCCACGCAGUACGGUAGCCUGGCAGUGAACGGUGUCGACACGACGGCUCAGUUGGCCGAGCGUCUGCUCGAUUAUUACUUCCCCAAGUCGGAUUCGGAUGCGGAUGACGAUAAUGUCCCCAUCUCUGCGAAGGAUGAUCCGGUGCUACACACGGUGCAAACGGUUGGUCGUCUAUCAAACAAGGUUGCCCGUCGCGUCUACCGUACCGUGUCCACGCAGGUGAAGUCUCUCCGAAAGGAGGACGUUCGCGACUACGUUGCGACCCUUAUUGCCGUGCUGCGCCUCACCCAGUACCUGAACUUUAUCAACGAAAAGCGACAGGCGGUGGAGGGCAGCACCAAGGAUGUAACGCCCAGCACACCUAAUACCGUCACCCCUGUAACCAACACCGCCAGCACCUCUGAUGUGGUUGCCACCACGAAGAGCAGUAAAACUUUGGAGCAAAAGCAAAACUAGAUCGCAAAAUCAUUGAUCGAUAGUGAUCGAGAUGGAAAACCGGGGUAAGGGAAGUGAGGAUUGGGUGUGGGAAGUGAGGAACGGGGGGGGGGGGGGGGAAUGGAUAAUCGGAUUAUGGAACCUAGGAUGUUUCGACAACUCUCUCCCCAAUAUGCACUCACACACGCCAUUACAUACACUCAGGCACACACACGCAGAUUCUUGGUAAACGUAGAACUAGUUGCAUGUAAGAAAGGGAAAAGAGACAAAGUCCUUAGCAUUGACGCUACAACAUAAUUCUAUUCCAUUAGCAUUUCCACCACAACAGAAACAAAGAAAAAAAACGCGUAUGACAGUAUCGUAUUAAACUGGGAAAGCUGUUCGCUACAGCGAAGGAUAAACCGAGAGAGCACAAACGAUUGCACGACCUUUUCAACCGUAGUGUCAUCGAAUCAGCGGUCACGCAUAGCUAGAGUGGAAUGCUACGGGGUGUGGAGAGUUGUGUGGGCAGAUGUUAUAAGUGUCACGAUGGUGUGAUGGAUAUUUAGAAAAAUAAGCCUCGCACCGGAAGCAGAUAGUACAGCACAGGAAUGGAAUCCGCUCUGAAAACAAAUGGAAGCUAGUCUUCUGGUCUCUCUAACAACCUCUCCCGCCCCUCCAAUUGUUUCCAGGGUAUAUAUAUGUGUGUAAAUAUGGGUAUGUAUUGGCGUGUGAAUUUGAGAGUGUGAGCCAAUCCAAUCGCUAGCUUUCGACUUUAUACAAAUUAUUCGAUAAUAAGCUUUAUCUGCGCACAUGCCACCGUGUGCGCUUGGCGUCUUUAUAGGUUUAUAUGUGAUGAUAUAUGUAUUUGUAGACAUAUGCAUGUAUACUAUGUUUUCAUUGUUUCUAUCAUUUUUUUGUUUAUAAAAAAACAUGUUAAUAAAACUAAUGUGAUUUAA
Messenger RNA from Anopheles stephensi (Asian malaria mosquito), 4065 nucleotides. It is a transcript of the gene Lsd-2, whose product is annotated as lipid storage droplets surface-binding protein 2. Gene Ontology annotation, cellular component: lipid droplet; cytosol. The coding region runs from base 2183 to 3148 and encodes 321 amino acids. NCBI's taxonomy places the organism in Eukaryota, Metazoa, Arthropoda, Insecta, Diptera, Culicidae. Gene Ontology annotation, biological process: lipid storage; positive regulation of triglyceride storage. The transcript has 3 exons. The record is from RefSeq and is a predicted model, not a curated record.